Molecule: messenger RNA, 1680 nt
Organism: Cuscuta campestris
Lineage: Eukaryota; Viridiplantae; Streptophyta; Magnoliopsida; Solanales; Convolvulaceae
Source: the annotation of a GenBank genome assembly
CUCACUCUACCCACCAAAAUUCCGCACACAAUCUAAAGUUCACAAGGACUCUAGAUUAACACUCAUUUUCACGUUUUCAAAAGAAACGAAAAAGAUUUUAAAUCUGUAACAAAGUCUAUUCACCCCCCCCCCCUCUAGACUUUGUAUUUCACCACUUGGGGACCACCAAUUGGUAUCGGAGCUGUCUUCUCACUAUCUACGUUUAGAUUAACGAGAAGCGAUCAAAAUGGUGAACAAUAUGGAUCACGGUUUGCCCAAGUUUUCUCUUCUAGGUUAUGAUGAUUGGAAGAUCAUAAUGGAAGCACACCUCUACGCUCUACAUGAUUGCAUGUGGAUGGUGCUUGAGGAUGGACCCUUGAAAAUCCAAAUGGAGAAUCCUGAGAGGAAUCCAGCAACUCCAGACGUAGUCCAGUACAUUCCAAAGCCCAAGGAAAAAUGGGAUGAUAGAGAUUGCAAAAAGCACAAUCUGGAUAACGUUGCCAAAGCAGCCAUCUUCAAGACACUUGACCCCAUCACCUUCUCCAAAAUUAAGCACCUCAAGACUGCCAUGGAGAUAUGGCAAGGUCUUGGGAAGCUAUGUGAGGGUUCAGAGGACUUGAGAAAGCAGAAGAUAGAAUUCCUGCUUGAGAAGUUCAAAGGCUUCAAAAUGCUUCCCGGAGAAUCAUUUGAUAUGCUGGAUGAAAGAUUCCACAAAAUCUUGAAUGAUCUUGUAUCACUUAACCACGUUCUUUCUCCCAAAGAAAAGAAUGUAAGGUCGCUGAGAUCUCUUCCAACUGAGUGGUACACCAAAGCCACAGCCAUGGAAGAAGGAAGAAAUCUGGAGAACUACACUGUCCAAGGUCUUCUUGAUGAGCUCGGAACCUAUGAGCACGAGCUGAAGAAGAAGAAGGAAGAACAAGUCACUCCCUUCCCCACGGCACUGAUGACAGCUCCAAGAGUACCAUCAAGUGAAGGGACAUGCCCAAGGAACUGUGACACGCCUUCCUCCAGUCAGCCGUCAAGUUCAAAAAUGGAGAACUACGAUGAGGAAUUUGCCAUGAUGGUCAAGCAAUUCUGGAAGUUCAAAAAGUUCUUCAAGAAAGCUGACUUAGUCAAAAGGCCAUCCAAGGGAAAGCCACAGGUAAGUGACUCUCCUCCUGAAUCUUAUUUGUGUUACAAUUGCAGGAAGCCUGGCCACUGGAAGUCAGCGUGCCCGUACCCAAAAGUGGAGAAGUACGGAGAAAGAGAAAGGAUCGAGAAGAAAAAGAAAGCAAUGGUUGCUGCUGAAAGUGACGAGUCAUCCAGCUCAAGCUUGGAUGAAGAAGCUCUCAUCUGCAUGGAGCGCAGAGUUGAAAAGUCCAACCAUGAGGAUAGGUGGACUAUGUCAGAAGAUGACACUCUCUGCCUAAUGGCCAAAGAUGAUGUUGAUCAAGAGUUCAAAAAGAUGAUGAAAGACUUUGAGGAGAUAAAUCUCAAACAUUUUUCCUUAACAGAGGAGAACAAACUAUUGAGUGAAGAGAAUCUCAAGUUGACUGAAGGUCGGAAAAGUCAACUGAAUGAGAUCACUCAACUCAAGACUGAAAAUGAAUCUCUCUCUGAAAAGGUGAAAUCCCUUAACAAAGAACUAGGGACUCUUAAGUCCAAAGAAGCAGUGGAUAAGCUUCUUGAAACGACCAAACAUAAGGGUCGUGAAGGACUUGG